GAUUCUACCCAUGUGAAUUCGACCAAAACAAUUAGAAAAAUUAAACCCCACCAAAUUUCCCAAUUUAAUUUUUCUUACAAAAAACCCUAAUCUUGAAAUUCGAUCGAGAAGAGGUUUGUAAUAAGUGUUUGACAAGUUCUUUGAAUCGAAUGCGCGUGUCCAAACUGAAGGGUAAUGAAAGUCAAGCCAUCAGAUCCAAGUCAAUAUUCAACCCCUCUCUCACUCUAGAAAACCCUUAUUCUCCCUCUACACUCCAUUACAUAUACAAUACAACAAACCCACUUCCCAAUCCUCUCCCAAAAUUCUUUCAUUCGUUCUAAUUAUCCCAACCUCAAAAACCCAAUCUUCUUUUUUUAAGAAAAAAAAAGCCCUUUUCGAGUAAAUUAAGGAUCUUGAUUUUCUUGGAAAUAAAUAAAUAAUGAGGGGGAAAAGGAAGAUCCAUUUGAGCAAGAUCUAUUCGUUCAAUAAAUGCCGAGGACGGUUCAAAGAGGAUCAUUCGCAGAUUGGCGGGCCGGGCUUUUCGAGAAUCGUGUACUGUAAUGAGCCCGCCGGCGAUGGAAUCUCAGGCGGGAGUAAUUACGUACGGACGACCAAGUACACGGCGGCGACGUUCCUGCCGAAGUCGCUGUUCGAACAGUUCCGGCGAGUGGCGAAUUUCUAUUUUCUGGUGACGGGGAUUAUGUCUUUCACGGCUUUGGCCCCCUAUUCGGCCUCCAGUGCGAUUAUUCCUUUGGUUUUUGUGAUUGGAGUUACUAUGGUUAAAGAAGCCAUUGAAGAUUGGCAGAGGAAACAGCAGGACAUUGAGGUGAACAACCGGAAAGUCGACGUUCACGCCGGCGGUGGCGCUUUCUCCGCCGCCGAUUGGAAGAACCUCAAAGUUGGCGACGUCGUAAAGGUCAAGAAAGACGAGUUCUUCCCGGCGGACCUCGUACUUCUCUCGUCGAGCUACGAGGAUGCCGUUUGCUACGUCGAGACAAUGAACCUCGACGGCGAGACGAAUCUCAAGCUCAAGCAAGCCUUGGAGACAACCUCGUACAUAAGCGAGCCGCGCGACGUCGAGGAAUUCCGCGCGACGGUCAAGUGCGAAGACCCGAACGCAAACUUGUACUCGUUCGUCGGCACCAUGGAGUUCCGCGGCGAGCAAUUCCCGCUCUCGCCGCAACAAUUGCUCCUCCGCGACUCGAAGCUCCGGAACACGGAACACGUCUACGGCGCUGUGAUUUUCACCGGGCACGACACGAAGGUGAUUCAAAACUCGACGGAUCCGCCGUCGAAACGGAGCAACGUCGAGAAAAAAAUGGACAAGAUCAUCUACUUCCUUUUCGCCGUGCUCUUCGCGAUGGCGCUCGUCGGGUCGAUUUACUUCGGGGUCGUGACGAGGAAGGAUUUGUACGACGGGGAUCGACGGUGGUACCUCAAACCCGAGAGCGCCGAGAUUUUCUUCGACCCGCAUCGGGCGGCAGCGGCGGCGAUCUAUCAUUUCUUGACGGCGCUGUUGCUCUACGGGAACGUUAUCCCGAUCUCGUUGUAUGUCUCGAUCGAGAUCGUUAAGAUACUUCAGAGUCUUUUCAUUAAUCGCGACGUCGAUAUGUACUACGAGGAGACGGAUAAGCCGGCGCAUGCGCGGACGUCGAAUUUGAACGAGGAGUUAGGACAAGUCGAUACGAUACUUUCGGACAAGACAGGGACGUUGACGAUGAACUCGAUGGAGUUCAUCAAGUGCUCGAUCGCGGGGACGGCGUGCGGGCACGGCGUCACUGAGGUGGAACGGGCGAUGGCGAAGCGGAACGGGUCGCCGUUGAACGGGAAAGACGACGUGAUCGACGAGCAAUUGGGUAAGAAAUCAUCGAUCAAAGGCUUCAACUUUGACGAUGAGCGAAUAAUGAACGGGAAUUGGGUUAACGAGCCGGACGCGGACGUCGUUCAGAAAUUCUUUCGACUGUUAUCAGUGUGCCACACGGCGAUACCCGAUUUCGACGAACAGACGGGGAACGUUACGUACGAAGCGGAAUCCCCCGACGAGGCAGCGUUCGUCAUCGCCGCUCGGGAAAUCGGGUUUGAGUUCUUCAAGAGGACGCAGACGAGCGUUUCGAUCACCGAAUUGGACCCCGUCACCAGGAAAAGAAUCGAAAGAUCGUACAAGCUUUUAAACGUUCUCGAGUUCAACAGCACGCGGAAGAGAAUGUCGGUGAUCGUCAGGGACGAUGACGGAAAGAUCUUACUGCUCUGCAAAGGCGCCGACAGCGUUAUGUUCGAACGGCUUUCGAAGAACGGAUGCGACUACGAAGAACAGACGAAGGAACACGUCGACACAUACGCCGAUGCGGGUUUGAGGACGUUGAUACUCGCCUAUCGGGAGGUUAAUGAAGACGAGUACGAAGAGUUUAACGAGAAGUUUCAGGAGGCGAAAACGUCGGUCAGCGCCGAUCGGGAAUCGUUGAUCGACGAUGCGGCGGAAUUAGUCGAGAAAGACUUGAUUUUGCUCGGCGCCACCGCUGUCGAAGACAAGCUUCAAAAAGGGGUUCCCGAGUGUAUUGAUAAAUUGGCGCAAGCCGGCAUCAAGAUUUGGGUUUUGACGGGCGAUAAGAUGGAGACCGCGAUCAACAUAGGGUACGCUUGCAGCUUGUUACGACAAGGGAUGAAGCAGAUUACGAUAACGUUGGAUCAUCCGGAGAUCAAAGCGCUCGAGAAAGAAAACGACAAACGCGCAAUUGCGAAGGCUUCGAAGGAGAGUGUUCUUCGGCAGCUGAACAAUGGGAAGGCUCAGGUUUCGAAAUUAAGCGUCGAUGCGUUUGCGUUGAUCAUCGACGGGAAAUCGCUUGCCUACGCGUUAGAAGACGACGUCAAGAGCUUGUUUCUCGAGCUGGCGGUCGGCUGCGCGUCGGUGAUUUGUUGUCGAUCGUCGCCUAAGCAAAAGGCGUUGGUGACGAGGCUCGUGAAAGAAGGAACGAAGAAAACAACUUUGGCGAUCGGUGACGGUGCGAACGACGUAGGAAUGUUGCAAGAAGCCGAUAUCGGCGUCGGGAUUAGCGGUGUCGAAGGAAUGCAAGCGGUAAUGUCGAGCGACGUCGCGAUCGCUCAAUUCCGGUUCCUCGAGCGAUUGCUUUUGGUGCACGGGCAUUGGUGUUAUAGCCGGAUCUCGACGAUGAUUUGCUACUUCUUCUACAAGAAUCUCGCCUUCGGAUUUACGAUCUUCUUCUACGAAGCUUAUGCUUCGUUCUCGGGGCAACCGGCGUACAACGAGUGGUUUCUAUCGCUAUACAACGUGUUCUUCACUUCGCUCCCCGUCCUCGCCCUCGGAGUCUUCGACCAAGACGUAUCCGCUAGAUAUUGUCUAAAGUUUCCGAUGCUAUAUCAAGAAGGGGUACAAAACAUCCUCUUUAGCUGGCGACGGAUCAUCGGGUGGAUGCUCAACGGCGUGGGUAGCGCCGCGAUAGUCUUCUUCUUCUGCAUUCGCGCGCUAAACCCGCAAGGAUUCGAUAGCGACGGGAGGGUCGCCGACUACCAAAUCCUUGGGGCGACGUUGUACACGUGCGUCGUGUGGGUCGUAAAUUGCCAACUCGCCGUCGCCAUCGCCUAUUUCACGUUGAUCCAACACGUCUUCAUUUGGGGUAGCAUCGCGCUUUGGUACGUUUUCCUCCUCGCCUACGGGGCGAUCCCGUCGAGACACUCGACGACAGCGUACAAGGUGUUCGUCGAGUCGCUCGCACCGACCCCGUCGUUCUACGUUGUGACGCUCUUCGUCGUCGUCGCGGCGCUCGUGCCAUAUUUCGUUUACAACGCGGUGCAGAUGAGGUUCUUCCCGACGUACCACGAGACGAUACAAUGGAUGCGGCAUAAGGGGCAAUCGGAGGACCCCGAAUAUUGCAACAUGGUCCGGCAACGGUCGAUUAGGCCGACCACCGUCGGGUUCACGGCGCGGUCGCUUGCCCGAACCAACCCGCUCGACGGAUAGAGCCCGGCCCGGACCUGACCGGGCCCUGCCCGGGAUGGGGCAAAGAGGUUUUAAGAGAAGAAAUGGUUGUUGGUAUGUUUGUAUAUGGGGUAACCAUUUUUGUACAUUUUUGAAUUUUUUUAUAUCUUGGAAAUAAAUAAGUAUUAUUCUUUAAUA
Messenger RNA from Andrographis paniculata, 4111 nucleotides. Its product is annotated as putative phospholipid-transporting ATPase 9. Gene Ontology annotation, biological process: phospholipid translocation. The record is from RefSeq and is a predicted model, not a curated record. Gene Ontology annotation, molecular function: ATPase-coupled intramembrane lipid carrier activity; ATP hydrolysis activity; magnesium ion binding. Gene Ontology annotation, cellular component: plasma membrane. Lineage: Eukaryota; Viridiplantae; Streptophyta; Magnoliopsida; Lamiales; Acanthaceae. The transcript is spliced from 9 exons. The coding region runs from base 419 to 3955 and encodes 1178 amino acids.